This is a messenger RNA of Alternaria novae-zelandiae, 1551 nucleotides long. RefSeq lists its product as uncharacterized. Gene Ontology annotation, cellular component: nucleus; DNA ligase IV complex. Gene Ontology annotation, molecular function: DNA end binding. The coding region runs from base 1 to 1551 and encodes 516 amino acids. Gene Ontology annotation, biological process: double-strand break repair via nonhomologous end joining. The record is from RefSeq and is a predicted model, not a curated record. The transcript is spliced from 3 exons. Lineage: Eukaryota; Fungi; Ascomycota; Dothideomycetes; Pleosporales; Pleosporaceae.
AUGUCGUGUUGGCGCGUGCUGGAGCUCUCCGAGCAGCCUGACGGCAAGCAGAUUCCCCAGCUACUCAUCAAACCCGCCUUCGACCUGGACUCGUACACAGUCCAUCUUACCGAUCUCAGCAACAUCUGGAGCGAAGAACUCAGCGUAGAUGACAUCGUCAAGCGGGCUGCAUUGGAGCAAUCGCCAAUCGAAGUCAGCAAACACGACGCGGCGCAGGUUGCCAUCCUUCUCGAAAAUGUCAAGAAACCCCUACUGAGUGCGGAGGGUUCCAUUUGCCUUCCGGAGCCUCUUGGCCGCCUGACAUGGAAAUUUCAUUUGGAAAAGCGAACAUCUGCAGACCUCAAGAACGAGCUCAUCCUCCCGCUCCUGGUCUCUUCCCACAUCCAGAAUGAACGCAUUACUGGGCUCAUCUUGACAAUCGCUGCCAAAGACAAGGCAAUGACUCGGCUUGUGGAUCAGUUCGACUCCCACGGCUUGGACCUGGCUGCGGCCUUCCCCAGCGCCGGUGGAAUCAAGGCGGGACGAAGGAAAGUCAAACGCGAACAAGCGGAAAAGCACGUUCCCGCUUUACGGUUCUUCCACGAGGAAGCAUGGCGGCAUGAUACCGAGCAAUUGAAAGACACAAACCUGACUACGCUAGGCUUAUUCCAGGAAGCACUAGCACAGAGCACUCCGACAGUACCUUCGGAGUUGAAGUCGGGUCAUUUUGAGACUACAUGGUGGACUGCUGUACCUACUCAGUUAAGCAUGCCGAAAGCCCCAGUCAAAACCAAGGCCAAAACGCCUCCUGUGGCAUCAAAGCCAGCAAAAGCAGCUAUGGACUCUGGUGAUGAGACAGAAGAAGAGUUUGAGACUCAUGUGAACUUCAAGACACGCGAACUCGGCAAAAGGCCAACACAGACUCCGGCGCCAUUACCGUCGUCGCCCCUCGACAAGGCUAGUGAGACGGAAGACGACAGUACUGAGGACGAUGAGGAUCUGGAUGCGCCUCCCAAGAGUCAGAGCCAGAGUCUAAGUCGGACCCCACAGAAGCCAACUCGUAGAAGGACGCCCACACCAGAACCUCGAUCUGCACCAAAGGCUCCUACACUCCCGGUACAAAAGCCCAAAGCAAGCAGCUUUCGAAUAGGCGGGAAGUCAAAAAGAUCGACCGAGUCUCCUCCGCCAUCGCCGAAGCCCGCAGAUGUGGAGCCAGAACCAGAGGUCCUACCGACCAGGGAAUCCGUACCUCCUUCUCAGCCCAGCCAAGCGACAACGCCAAAGAAGAUCCGAAAGCCGUUUAGAAUUGGUGGCAAGGGCAAGAAAGCCGAGGAUGGUGCUUCACAACGCGACACGACAGCUUCACCAAGCACCCAGCGCUUCAGAGCAACGCAAUCGCCGACUGCAGACCCUCCAUCGUCUCCGCCGAGAAUGAAGGAGAUGACGCCCGUCGAGGAGGUUCACGAAGAGACACCUGAGGAGAAGGCGGAGCGGAAGCGCGCUGAGUUGAAGCGGAAGAACGAGGAGGCAGCGAAGAAGCAGGCUCAUGCAAAGAAAAAGAAGAGGUUCUAA